CUGUUCGUGUGUGUUUGUUAUAAAACCAAUAGAACAUUGUUUUUCUGCAGCUUUUAGCAAGUUUAUAAAAUAGAUUAUGUCUGUGCCAUUUAGCGGCACAUUGCGCCGGUCAGGUGGUGUUGUCUCUGCCAUAGGCAAACAGCUAAAGAGCAUUAAUCUUAAAGGCGUCAAACGCAUCACAGUGCAGUUUGAUCCGUUUGCGGAAAAUGUUAAGGCCACACGUGAGUUUCUGUUUCUGCUCUCCACGCCAAAGGUGUCACUAACCAAUCCCAAGUGCAUUGUCAAGCCGGACAUUGUUUGCGACCGUUCGCCAGCGUUUGUUAAAUUUUCGCUUAUUGAAUCAGCACAAGAGCAAAUCAAAGCGAAGGAGAUACGCUUCAAUAGCGAAAACCUCAACACUUUGGAGUUAUUACAACUGUGCAACAAACACGUAUCCACAUUAGCGCCACCUGAGGAAAUCACCAACAAGGUCUUAACCAAGGCAGAAAAGCAGAAACUAGCUGGUGGUGCUGGUGGCAAAAAGCUGGCUAAGAAGAAGUAGACUUGACGGACUAUCAUCUGACA
Molecule: messenger RNA, 564 nt
Organism: Drosophila busckii
Lineage: Eukaryota; Metazoa; Arthropoda; Insecta; Diptera; Drosophilidae
Gene: mRpL53
Exons: 3
Coding region: 77-541 (154 amino acids)
Cellular component (GO): mitochondrial large ribosomal subunit
Source: RefSeq, a predicted model, not a curated record